AUGUACACUACAUCAUCCCUCUUUUUGAAUACUCUUGCUCAAGUCGGCAUCACACAUGCCUUCGUCAACUGGGGUUCUGAUCAUCCGGCAUUACUCGAGGAUCUCGAGCGGCAAAGAGUAGAGAAAGGCGAAACAGAACCAAAGAUCGUCACUUGUCCUAAUGAGAUGGUUGCGUUAAGUGCUGCACAGGGGUACACCCAAGUCACAGGUAAGCCUGCAGCAGUGAUCGUACAUGUGGAUGUGGGGACGCAGGCUUUGGCGGGUGCUGUGCACAAUGUGAACAGAGGGCGAGCGCCUGUGCUUAUUUAUGCUGGAUCGUCGCCUUUCUCUGCAGAGGGUGAACUCAAAGGAUCGAGGAAUGAAUGGAUCCACUGGAUGCAAGAUGUCCAUGACCAGCCUGCUAUCCUUCGUCAGUACAUGCGAUACACGGCCCAGAUUAACUCUCCAGCCAAUUUACCGCACCUCGUAAGACGUGCGCUACAAAUCGCCACGAGCGAUCCGAAAGGCCCCGUUUACCUCUGGGGACGCAGAGAGGUGAUGGAGCAAGAGAUUGAUGAGGGGCUCCUGAAAGUUCCAGCCCCGAUGUUGAAAUGGCCGUCCGUGGAGCCUUGUGCAUUGUCCCACUCUGCUGCUGCCAUCAUAGCUGCAGCCCUUCGUCAAGCCGUGAACCCUCUCCUUAUUACCUCUCAUGCCGGUCGCAACACAAACGUGUUUACGUCAUUGAGCGCGCUCUGUUCGUUAAUAGGAAUGCCGGUUUUUGUUCCAUGUCCAGCGGUGCUUAACACGCCUUUCUCCUAUGCGCUGUAUGUGGGCGUCGGGCAUCUUGCACCAGGGACGCAAACGACUCUGCUCAAAGAUGCAGAUGUUAUCCUUGUUCUUGAUGUAGAACUCCCCUGGAUCCCAAUGAACAAAGAUUCGAACGGCGAUCACGAGCGCCCAAAGGAAGAUGCAAGAGUAUUUGUUAUCGAUGGCGGAGAUCCUUUAAAGGAAAAUAUUGGAAUGUAUCACGUAGAUGCUGAAAUGGUUUGUCGCGCAGAUGCAGAGGUUGCACUAGGACAAAUUGUAGAAGCCAUACAACAUAGCGACAGCACAGAAGGUGUGAUUAUCGCAGAGAGUGCUAUCGUUCAAGCACGUACGCGCGAGAUGGAAAAGAUGCAUAGCGAAUGGGUCGCGAAACUUGACAAGGCCGAGUCUUUCCCUACCUCCCUUACGUCCUCCAUACCUGCGUACACAGUCCCUCAGGUGAUCUCAGCUCUACGCAGGGCUGUCAUCUCUGGAACCCCUUCAGGAGGAGCACACACACUCAUGCUCAAUGAGAGUAUCAGCAACUAUCCGCUCGUCUGGAGCCAUAUGAGGCCAGAGGUUCUCGGUGGGAUGAUUGGUUCUGGUGGAUCUUCCCUUGGGUGGGCGCUAGGCGCCAGUGUGGGUGCCUUCCUUGGGGGUAAAGUGGCAGAGAAGGGCCCAGGGAAACAAGGCUAUGAACUUGUAGCGUCUAUAGUGGGAGACGGGACAUUUUUGUUUGGAGUACCGGCCAGUGCAUUCUGGAUGGCUCGAAAAUAUCAGACGCCGUUCCUGACGGUUAUUUUGAACAACGGAGGCUGGAAAUCUCCCAAGUUAUCUAUGCUAGGCGUUUAUCCGUCUGGACAUGGCUCGAAAGUGUUGGGGCAGCAGCUUACAGUCGGCUUCGGCCCUGAUAUGCCUGAUUAUGCACAGAUUGCAGUGGCAGCAUCGGGAGGGUGGGCUUGGGGAAGGAAGGUGGAUGCAAGUACGAUUAGUGAGGGAAAGAAUCCAAAAGAUGCAUUGGAGGAGGUCAUAGCUGAGGCAGUGAGGGUGGUGGUACAAGAAGGCCGAUGUGCAGUGAUUGACUGCGUUCUAGAAAGUAUCUGACCAUUUUCGAGCCAGAAGAGUGGACAAGUUAGCCAUUUCAUAUAUUUAUAUACCGUGUCUCGACUCUGAGGCAUUUUACACGCAGGCUAGGCCGUGGUUCGUCAAAGUUUAAAUGAUGCCUUUAUGCCGACAGUUAUUUCGAGGAACUCGUAUCGUGCUGCUUGAGAAAUCGCGACAAGUCAAAGUCAUGGUGAACAAACGGCUUAGAUGCGACUUUCACCCCUC
This is a messenger RNA of Serpula lacrymans var. lacrymans S7.9, 2112 nucleotides long. RefSeq lists its product as uncharacterized. Lineage: Eukaryota; Fungi; Basidiomycota; Agaricomycetes; Boletales; Serpulaceae. The record is from RefSeq and is a predicted model, not a curated record. Gene Ontology annotation, biological process: L-valine biosynthetic process. The transcript has 6 exons. Gene Ontology annotation, molecular function: acetolactate synthase activity; flavin adenine dinucleotide binding; thiamine pyrophosphate binding. The coding region runs from base 1 to 1887 and encodes 628 amino acids. Gene Ontology annotation, cellular component: acetolactate synthase complex; mitochondrion.